AUGGCCGACCGUGAGCAACCCUACGACCCGUACAUCCCAUCUGGAGGCGCCAACCCCCAGGCCGGUGGCGCAAAUCAGAAUGGCAACCAUCGCACAGCUGCCCUCCAAGCGGAAAUCGACAGCACCGUCGGAAUCAUGCGAGACAACAUCAACAAGGUCUCCGAGCGCGGCGCCCACCUAGACUCGCUACAGGACAAGACCGACAACCUCGCCGUGUCCGCCCAGGGCUUCCGACGCGGCGCCAACCGGGUCCGCAAGCAGAUGUGGUGGAAGGACAUGAAGAUGCGCAUGUGCCUCAUCGUGGGCAUCAUCAUCCUUCUCAUAGUCAUCAUUGUACCCUCAGUUGUCGCUACCAAGCAUUAA
Mytilinidion resinicola is the source of this 363-nucleotide messenger RNA. Its product is annotated as snare protein-like protein Snc2. The coding region runs from base 1 to 363 and encodes 120 amino acids. Gene Ontology annotation, molecular function: syntaxin binding; SNAP receptor activity. NCBI's taxonomy places the organism in Eukaryota, Fungi, Ascomycota, Dothideomycetes, Mytilinidiales, Mytilinidiaceae. Gene Ontology annotation, biological process: vesicle-mediated transport; vesicle fusion. The record is from RefSeq and is a predicted model, not a curated record. Gene Ontology annotation, cellular component: plasma membrane; SNARE complex. The transcript has 3 exons.